UCAUAACUGAAUUGAAUAAGGUUCAACAAGAAAUCAAAAAAUUAAAAAGCAGUGCAGAAAAAUCCGAAUCAAUGUGCAAUCAAAACACUGGAACCGGCUUUUCAACAGGCUGGAUGACAAUUUUUAGACAAUUCGAGAUGGGUCCCGAAAACUUCAAUCGUAGCUGGAGUGAUUAUAAAAACGGAUUUGGAAACCCUAAUAAGGAAUUCUUUGUUGGACUCGAAAAAUUGUAUCUCGCAACCUAUGAACGACCCCACGAACUUUACAUCAAAUUAGAAGGAAAUGAUAAAGUUAGAUACUGGUAUUACGAUAACUUUACUAUUGGCAGCGAGAAGGAAUCGUAUCCGCUAAAGUCUUUGGGAACAUAUUCUGGUACAGAACCAGACAUCUAUUCUCCAUAUAAAAAUAAGGAGUUUUCCACAUUUGAUCGAAGAAAUUCUCAAUACUUUAUCCGUGCCAUUUCAAUAAUCCUGGGGCAGCUUGGACAAUGUAGUUUAAGUUGGCUGAAUAUCGAAUUUUUCGGUACGUUGAGAAUAAGACACAAUAUCAGUUUGCAAAGUUUUUUUUCAAAACUGAAAUGAUGAUAAGGCCAAAGAUCCAAUUA
Molecule: messenger RNA, 604 nt
Organism: Drosophila ficusphila
Lineage: Eukaryota; Metazoa; Arthropoda; Insecta; Diptera; Drosophilidae
Product: fibrinogen-like protein 1
Exons: 2
Coding region: 72-581 (169 amino acids)
Source: RefSeq, a predicted model, not a curated record